Molecule: messenger RNA, 1317 nt
Organism: Cordyceps fumosorosea ARSEF 2679
Lineage: Eukaryota; Fungi; Ascomycota; Sordariomycetes; Hypocreales; Cordycipitaceae
Product: sarcosine oxidase
Exons: 3
Coding region: 1-1317 (438 amino acids)
Molecular function (GO): sarcosine oxidase activity; saccharopine oxidase activity; flavin adenine dinucleotide binding
Source: RefSeq, a predicted model, not a curated record
AUGGCAAGCAACGAUGCCUCCUACAUAAUCAUCGGCGCCGGUGUCUUUGGCGUUUCCACCGCCUUGCACCUGAUUCGAAAGUACCCCCAGGCCUCAGUGACGAUCGUCGACCGGGAUGCCUUCGACGCGGACAGCCGGGUGGCGGCGUCGUGGGACUGGAACAAGGUGGUGCGCGCCGACUACGACGACAUCACGUACUGCCGGUUGGCGCUGGAGGCGCAGGACGUCUUCAACGCGGACCCGCUCUGGCAGCCGCACUUCCACGAGACGGGCAUCUUCUGGAUGGCGCGUGAUGACUACGCCGAUGAGGUCAUCCGCAACUACCGCGCACUCGGCCGCCGGGCAGACCUGGCCAGCGUCUCUGUGAGCGAGGCUCGCAAGAUGCACGGCGGGCUGUUCCAGAAUGCAGACUACGGCGGCGUCAAGAACGUGCUGGUGAACAAGACGAGCGGGUGGGUGGCCGCAGGGGACUGCCUCCGGAGCGUGACGCGCGCCGUCCUGGCGCUGGGCGUGAAGUACGUGGUCGCCGAGGUGGCGGCGCUGACGCUCGGUCCGAACGGAGAGUGCACGGGAGUUCUCACGAAAUCGGGCGAGAGCCUCGUCGCAUCCCACACGAUCGUGUGCGCGGGCGCGUACACCCCCAAGCUGCUCGAGAUGUCAGCGGCCGAGACGGGCGUGCCAGAGCUGAGGGCCGGGCACCGCAUCGUCGCCGGCGGUAUCACGACGGGCAUGACGACUCUCAACGACAGUGAUUUUGCGCGGCACGAGAAUAUGCCGGUCGGUGUGCAGUGGUACUCUACCCAUGCGCCCUUCAUCGGCAGCCUCCCCCCGACGCCCGACCGAGAACUAAAGUGGUGGGGUCAGACCAUCUUCCGGAACACGACCGAGAUCGCCCCCGGAAGGCUCAUCUCCAUGCCGCCCCCGCAGGAGGACUACAACCAGUGGAUCGUCUCGGACAAGCUGAAGCAGGACAUCCGUCACGCCAGCCACGUCUUUUAUGGCGAGCCCAGCAAGAGCUGGAAGCUGGACAAGUAUCGCAUCUGCUGGGACGCCUUCACCACGAGUUCCGACUUCAUCAUCUCGCCGCACGCGGCGGCCAGGGGCCUGUACCUCGCGACGUGCGGCUCCUUCCACGGCUACAAGUUCUUCCCGGUGCUGGGAAAGUACGUCGUGCAGAUGCUCGAGGGCGAGCUGGCGCCGGAGCUGCAGGCCAAGUGGGCGUGGGACCGCCAGCGUCCGGACCCGGCGCGGAACCCGGACUGGCCGCGGGUGGAGAUGAGGAGCUACCUGGACGACAACAUCACUGCGAAGCUGUAG